CCGCAUGCGGUGAGGCCGAUCGCCGAAUAGAAACAAGAGCGGACUUGAGACGUUAUUAGAACGCGACUCUUACCGAAACUUUCCUAUUCUGCUUCGCGGAGGCUCCGUCUCAUGGCUCUCGCCGCGUGCGGGGCCUCUCGGGGCGCCUCGACCCGCUUUUCCCCGUGGCUGCGGCUGGCUUUCCACCGCUGGGUCCUCCGCCCGAGCUCCGGCGGGCCGCUGCCUCCACCGGAGUCGGAGAAGGAGAAGGUGGUGCGGAUCCCGCGCGCUUGGCAACUGCGGUUGGAGCGGGGCUCCUUCAGGCGCAGAGGAAGAGGCGCCCCCGCAGCUGACAUUCCUCGGACCGGGAAGCUUUUGCUGCGGAGCCGGCGGCCGGAACUUAGUCAAGCCGCUCGCCACACGGUGGGGCGCUGGGAACAGCCGCCCUUGGUCUCGGCUGGCUGGAAGCAUCGCUUGUCUCGGGGGGACUAUUUCCAGCUGCAGCGAAUGCGACAGGAGGCGCCUCAGGAGCGAAACCCCGAUGCUGCUGAUGCUGCUCCCUCCUCUUUCCAAGCUCUGGGAGUGCAGCCACAGCUGGCCUCCAUCUUAGAGGAUGUUCUCAGCAUCUCUAAGCCCACUGCUGUGCAGAUACGUGCCAUCCCUCCCCUUCUGACGGGGUGCAAUGCCCUGUGUGCUGCAGAGACUGGCAGCGGGAAAACCCUGGCCUACCUACUGCCCCUUAUCCAGCGGCUCUUACAAUCACCGGCCCUCACAUAUGGGGCCGCUGCUAUCCCUGCCCCCCGCUCCUUGGUGGUGUUGCCAUCCCGGGAGCUUGCAGGACAGGUGCGACGCGUUGCCUCUUACCUGUGCACUCCACUGGACUUGCAGGUGACAGAUAUAGGUGGUGGCCGGGGCAAACACUCUGUCCAGCAGAAGCUCCGGGCUGGUCCUGCUGAUCUCUUGGUGGCCACACCAGGUGCACUGUAUAAGGCUUUGCAGAGAAAGGGAUUGUCCCUGGAAAAGCUGUGCUGCCUAGUGUUGGAUGAAGUGGACACCUUGCUGGAUCCCACAUUUGUAGACCUUGUGGAAGAUGUGCUUCGGCAUGCCUUCUUUGCCACUAGCCCUGAGGAACUUGGUGAUGUUUGGAAUCCUAAAGCCCAGUUAGUGGCUGUAGGAGCCACCCUUCCAAAGGGGUUGGGUGACCUGCUGAGUAAAGUCACUGAUCUGAGCAGCUUCAAUGUCCUAACCAGCUUUAGUCUGCAUCGUCUUCAACCUCAUGUUGAGCAAAAGUUUGUGCGUCUGAAAGGCGCUGACAAGGUGGUGGAGCUGUUGCAGCUUAUGAAAGACCGGGGGCCCUCAUCUGGAGCUGUUUUGAUUUUCUGCAACAAGGCCAGCACUGUCAACUGGCUUGGUUACAUUUUGGAUGAUCAUAAAAUUAAACACCUACGCCUGCAAGGACAGAUGCCAGCACUUGAGAGAGCUGGCAUCUUUGACACCUUCCAGAAAGGCCAAUUCGACAUCUUAGUAUGCACUGAUAUUGCUUCCCGGGGUCUGGACACCACCCAUGUGGAGCUAGUUGUGAACUAUGACUUCCCAGCAACACUGCACGAUUAUCUGCAUCGUGUUGGGCGUAUUGGUCGCACAGGCAGUAAGUUCCCUGGGACUGCAGUUAGCUUUGUAACCCACAAGUGGGAUGUGGACCUUGUCCGGAAAAUAGAAACUGCAGCUCGUAAAAGGACUCCAUUGCCAGGGAUGGAACCUGUUGUUAAAGAAGCUUUGUCUAAAAAGAAAAAGCCCUGAGUCUUACUAAAGGAUUCUAGUUUAAAGUGAUGUUUGAAUAGGUACUUGACUGUGUAAGUGCAAUCAAACAUUCUGUGUACUUAGGUUGAGAACCUGUGCAAAAGAGCAGCCCAACCAAAUAACUAUGUGUACUCAUUAAAGGCACAAGCAUAAAUGAC
Messenger RNA from Podarcis lilfordi (Lilford's wall lizard), 1937 nucleotides. NCBI's taxonomy places the organism in Eukaryota, Metazoa, Chordata, Lepidosauria, Squamata, Lacertidae. The record is from the annotation of a GenBank genome assembly.